Molecule: messenger RNA, 1104 nt
Organism: Chlorella variabilis
Lineage: Eukaryota; Viridiplantae; Chlorophyta; Trebouxiophyceae; Chlorellales; Chlorellaceae
Exons: 7
Coding region: 1-1104 (367 amino acids)
Cellular component (GO): membrane
Source: RefSeq, a predicted model, not a curated record
AUGACGAACACGAUGAUGGCCUGCCUGCUCAUCCUGGUGGCCGUUGCCGGCCACGGAGCAGAUGGCUGGCUCAGGGGAGCCGCGGCGGAAUCUCCCCGCCUCCCUGAUGGCCCCGCGCCGGGAGAUGACUCCGUCAGUAUUGCCAGUGUGUCGUCUGCCCGCCUGGCGGGCACCGGCUCGCCCCUGAAGGGCCGCCUGGAGGUCAACUUUGGCGGCCAGUGGGGCGUGGUUUGCUCCCAUGGAUUCACGGCCAAGGCCGCGCGGGUCGCCUGCCGCCAGCUCAAGCUGGGCGGCGGCACAGUCAGCGCCAAAUUCGCCCAGGGCCGCCUGCCCUACACGGUGGGCAGCUUCCAGUGCCAUGGAAACGAGCAGUCGCUUGCCGGGUGCCGCUACUCGAUCACCAACCAGUGCCCAGGCGGCAAGGCUGUGGGGUUGGUCUGCAAGAACCCCCCAAUCAAGCAGGCGAACCUGGACAGCAACAUUUAUAGCCCCUCCCCUUAUGCGGGCAGGCUGACGGUGAUGCUGGGUCCAACCACCAACUACGGCUCCGUGUGUGAUGCCACCGGCACGUUCUCAGAUCGCGAGGCGGUGGUGGCAUGCCGCACCAUGGGCUACAUCGGUGGCAGGGUUCUGCCAAAGAGCGACUUCCUGGGCUGCUGCCCUGGCUUUGUUGCCAUCAGCAACCUGAGGUGCAAGGGCAGCGAGGUCAGCCUCAGCGGCUGCUCCUACAACAUCUCGCCCAACUGCACCCACGACCAGGAUGUGGGCGUCGCUUGCGAUGUGCCGCCUCAUGUCCAGGUGCGGCUGGCAAACGGCAAAGCCUUCAACAACGGCCGCCUUGAGGUCCGCAUCGGCGGCAAGUGGGGCACCGUGUGUGGUACUGGCUUCAACCAGGCGGCCGCCCAGGUGGUGUGCCGCAACCUCAACCUGACAGGAGGCACGCCGCGCUACGGCGCUGUGUAUGGCAAGGGCAAGUCUACGGCCGCAGCCACGGGACUCGGCGGCACGGCGUUUGGGCCCAAGCUUGCCGCCGUGCCCGGGGGGCAGCGCGGCGGCGGCGGCGGCACGCUGCGACGCCCCCGAGCCACCGAGCUGCGGCCGUAG